AUGGACGAUUUAUCCAAACUGCGAAAGAAAAUUACCAAUGCAUUUAAGCUAAGUGGAUUUUUAAUACGUUCCGAAAACAGCAUCUUCUUGGCAGAACAAUUGGCCCCCUUCGAUGACAAUGAACGAGAAAAAUGGCUGACGAUUAUUACCGAAAAUCUACAAAGUCAACGUUUGAAAUCGGCUCAUGUCGAAAGAGCCGCUCUGGAAAAGGCCAUCAAUGAAAUAAAUCGUGUCGGCCUGGAUGAGGGUGAAUCAGUUUUCUCGGUGAUUGAUGCCUUCUCGGUGCCACGUUAUAUUUAUAACAAGCAAAAUAAAAAAUUCGAAUUAGAUUCGGAACACCGGUCAUUGUUGGCUAAGACCACAAUGAAGUCGGGACAAAUGAGGCAGCGCUACGAGAUGUUAUUACAAAAGACAUUGCGUCAUGAACUAUUUGCUCCGGCUGUAAUUGAGAAUGGGGUAUCGGCUGAGUCGCGUGCCAAGAAGUUUAAGUUGCUCUAUUGUGAGAAUCUCUUGUCGAAUUCUGUGGUCGAAGAGGCUGUCGUGUUGGGUUUGCUAACACAAUUAAAAGAGGGUAAAUUUUUCAUUGAAGAUCCUACGGGUAGUGUGGAACUUGAUUUGAGUGGAGCCAAAUUUCAUGCUGGUUUCUUUUGUGAGGGAUGUUUUGUGUUGGCAGAGGGUUCCUAUGCGGGAGAGGUUUUGAAAGUGGAUGGCUUGGGUUUCCCACCAGCAGAACCAGCCGCAAGUAGCCGUGCCUUUUUCGGCACCCAAAACAGCUGGGGAGGUGAAUCCACAAAACUCUUGAAAUACUCCGCCAGACUGCAAGAAUUGGAGAGGUCCAAUACGGAAGCCACCAUUGUCUUUUUAUCGGAUGUACGUUUGGACAUGCCUGUGGUUAUGGAAAAACUUCGAAUGCUUUUUGUUGGCUAUGAUUCCUGUCCGCCGGUGGCCAUCGUUUUAAUGGGUCCUUUUGCUGCUUCGGAAAGACAACAUCAUGCCUUGAAACAUCAUCUCAACGCUUUAGGAGCCUUGGCCAAUGGCUGUGAGCAAUUGAAAAAACAAACAGAACUCAUUUUAAUUCCCUCAAGUGAAGAUCCAGCAGCACCGAAUAUAUUCCCCAGAUCAGCCAUACCCAAAACCUUAGCAGCCGGUUUGCUAAAGCAGUGGCCACGUACACGUUUAGCCACCAACCCAUGUCGCCUACAGUACUGCACACAGCAAAUUGUUGUUUGUCGUUUGGACCUGAUGGCGAAAUUUUGUCGUAACACAUUACAUUUUCCACCAGAUACCUCAAAAAUUGAACAACAUUUUGCCCGUACUUUGAUAUGUCAGGGUCAUUUGACACCCAUACACCCGAUUGCUAUGCCUGUGCAUUGGGAUUAUGAUGCCGCUUUGUGGCUCUAUCCAUUACCCGAUCUAAUUGUUAUUGGUGAUUCGUGUCAGAGUUUUUCCACUUCCCAACAUGGUUGUACGGUUUUGAAUACCGGUUCGUUUGUUAAAUCGAAAUUUGCGUUUAAAGUUUAUAUACCGCACACUAAGACCAUCGAAGAUUCAGAAAUACCAGACGAUAUGGAAGAGUAA
Musca vetustissima is the source of this 1578-nucleotide messenger RNA. RefSeq names its product DNA polymerase epsilon subunit 2 (gene DNApol-epsilon58). NCBI's taxonomy places the organism in Eukaryota, Metazoa, Arthropoda, Insecta, Diptera, Muscidae. The record is from RefSeq and is a predicted model, not a curated record. The transcript has 2 exons. Gene Ontology annotation, molecular function: DNA binding. Gene Ontology annotation, cellular component: epsilon DNA polymerase complex. Gene Ontology annotation, biological process: DNA-templated DNA replication; error-prone translesion synthesis. The coding region runs from base 1 to 1578 and encodes 525 amino acids.